CCUCUCUCGCACUCUGAAGUCUGAACCAUGGCGAUGGAAAAGCCAUCUUCUUCCUCCUUACUCUACCUUUUGUCCCUCCUCUACCUCAUAUCUCUCUUCUUCAACCACUUCUCUCGCUGCUCUUUUGUUCUCGCCGACUCGCAUUUCGAAGGCUUCGAAGCCGACGGCGAAGAUGAUUCCGAUGAGGAACUCAUCGAUCCUACUUCUCUCCGAUCACCUCCCGUGACGGUAUCCCAUACCACCAAACUCACCCCGCCUGAUCCCAAAACUCCUGACCCAGCUCCAUCCCUGAAUUCUCAUUCCGAUAUCCAAUCCCCACCUUCGGAUCUUCCCAAGACGUCAACCGUCACCACAGCCUUUGAAUUCUGGGAUGAAGAUGAAUUCGAAGGCCUCCCCACUGAGCAAUCCGCUUCGGACACUCCUGUUGUUGAGGCAAAUGCCAAACCUGUUGGCAAUAGUUCGGAAUCAACUGAUCCUCCGAAGCCUAUGAAUGUUAAGGGUUGGCGUUCAUUUUGGAUUGAGAUUGUUUCCGGAAGUUUUCUGAUCACAUUUGCCGUUAAUUACUUCCAUGGGAAGCGGGAGAACGAGCAUAUUGCCCUUGCCUGUGCUGCUCAAUUCGCUGCGAAGGAUUCGAUUUUCGAGAAGAAUUUUUGUGUUGUGGGGAUUGGCGAAGGUGGUGAUGACUCUCCAUUUUUGUUGAAAGAAGGGCAAACAAUAUUCAAGUUCUACGCCAGUGGUAGAAGGUAUUGCCAGGGGCUGUUGGCUACGAUGGAGUUGAAGAGUAGGCAGGAUCUGAUAUCGAGGAUAUGCAGUAUGGUCGUGCCCACUAGGGACGAAAUUACCUUUGAGGCGUACAUGAAUGAGGAUGCCAUGGACCAUGUGGUGUUUGCCAUGACAAAGAAGAAGGCUGCGAAAGCCAUGCAAAAAGAUGAGAGAGAUUUACAGAGGUUUGCGAGUCUUCUUUCGCCUCCUAACGGGAGAAAGUGGGUGGCUGAGGAAUUGACUGUUAUUUCAGAAUCAAAAGAAGUGGCUGCUGAUUUGAUUACCGAGGCGGUGCUUGACCAGGUGUUCGGUGACAAAGCUUUUGAGAAAUUUGGAAAAAGUUUCAUUUCUAUGCAUUUCUCUGAUCAACACCAAGGCAUCCGCAGGAAGGUAUUGGUGUUCAAGUUUGUGCUUCCAGCUGUUAACAACAUGGCUCAUCUAGCACGACUAGUGGCUCUUGUGCCGUAUUACAUUGAAUUGAUUGGGAGAUAUAAAUUAAGUUCUCAGGCUCGGUCCAAGACAGAGGUUGCCCGGGUAAGGGUUUCUCAAGAAAUACAAAAGGAUCUUCGUAAUGCCAGGCAAGAGGCCAUGCAGAGAAGAAAGGCAGAAAAGAAAAAGAUGAUGGAAGAGGCUGAGGCGAAGCUCAGUGCCGAGGCUAUCCGAAAGAAAGAAGUAAAAGAGCGUGCUCGUCAGAUGAGAAAGCCCAUGCCGAGAAUGAAAAUGACCCAUGGUUCCUAGUGUUUGAAGUUUCUCAAGUUUCAUGGUUCAGUUUUUAGAACUCAUCUUCUUGCUGGGACCAUGCCUUCUGCAGAGGCAUGGAAGGCUUCCCAUCUGCCCUUCGACCUUCCUAAAAUUAUAGUUCUUCUAGUUUGCAUGACCGGUAUGGGGGCGUUUGGGAUCACGUUUGGGAUCCCAAACGUGCGUCCCCACCUCAAAAGCUAAGAAGCAAAGAAAAUAUUUGUUUGGGUUCACGUGUGGCUAAUUGAGCUUCUGAGGUUGAAAUGGGUUUCUGGGUGAAGUAAACUUUCGGUGCG
Molecule: messenger RNA, 1796 nt
Organism: Neltuma alba
Lineage: Eukaryota; Viridiplantae; Streptophyta; Magnoliopsida; Fabales; Fabaceae
Exons: 3
Coding region: 28-1500 (490 amino acids)
Biological process (GO): endoplasmic reticulum calcium ion homeostasis
Cellular component (GO): endoplasmic reticulum
Molecular function (GO): calcium ion binding
Source: RefSeq, a predicted model, not a curated record